This is a messenger RNA of Lineus longissimus, 2470 nucleotides long. Its product is annotated as FAST kinase domain-containing protein 5, mitochondrial-like. NCBI's taxonomy places the organism in Eukaryota, Metazoa, Nemertea, Pilidiophora, Heteronemertea, Lineidae. The record is from RefSeq and is a predicted model, not a curated record. Bases 170 to 2179 code for a protein of 669 amino acids. The transcript has 7 exons.
UCUUCCUCAUAAAAGCAAUAUUUGUGAUAAAAGUGAAGAAUUAUUACUAAAUUUCAAAUAUUAAGUAUAUGUAUAGUUAUGUAAAAUAUCAUUUGCUAUCACGAUAUCCCACUGUUACACUCAAAAUAACUAUUUUGGUUAUGCAAAUGCUCAGAAGUAAAGAAUCAUAAUGUUAAGAAUUUGGUCAAGAGCUUUCACAUUUGGAACUGGUCGGAUAGCCCAAAAAUGUGCACUAUCAACUACAAGUGUUUUUCGUCGCUCAGAGAAAGUAACAAUGCGUCCAAAACUCAGGACAAAUAGAUCACGGAUUGGUGAGGGGAUGCAAAGACGUCUUGAAGACAUGAAACAAAACAGUGGUCUCCCAAAAUAUAUAUCGGAAAAGAUGCAUGAAGGACUUCGAUCUAUUGUCCCUUCAGACUACAUCUAUACGAGACCAGUUGGUUUAUCGUUUGACCUCAUCACGAGCCACCUUGUUGACAGAUAUGAGAAUGUUCAAACUCGGGAGGAAAAGUUGAAUUUCUUGGAAACUUUGAGCGAUUUGGAAUUGCAGCGACUGUUGGUUCUGGUCGGUCAGCAACAUCCUAAUAAAUCGGAACCAACUGAUAUUCUCGACAGCUUGAUUAUUGAAAGUUGUCGCCGAUUCAGGUAUUGGGAUACAAGAACUCUAUUAUACACCAGUGAUAUUGUGUUCCAGAUAGAUUGUGUGCCCAAAUUAUUUUACAGAAGGCUUAUAUCCCAUGUAUCGGGGCAGUGGUCGAAUUUGAAUUUGUCCUCUUUGGAAAUAUUACAACUGCUGUUUUAUAUGGCCUACUUGGGCGAGACAUCGGAACAGCUCAUGUUGAAAAUUGAAAAUAAACUCACUGAGAACAUCCAAGACUUUGAAAUGGAAUAUUUGUCAAUACUAUGUUCUGCCUUCUUUGUUGUGAACCGUCGUGUAAAAAGUCCAGAGUUGGUCGACUGGAUUGCUAAAAGUACUUUAGAAAAUUUUGAUUCAUUGCCUAGACACCAGAUAAACAACGCCUUGAAGGUUCUGCGCCAUGCGAGUUAUCAAAACCCGAAUCUUUUCGACUCGUUGGGAGCAAAAUACCACCACCAAUAUAAGGAUACACUUUCUGUUGGCCUCUUAAAGGAAGUAAUGGAGCCUCUCCGGUGUUACGCGUCUCUCAGAAUCUACAACAAAGACCUUCUCAGCCUUGUCCGUGAUACCUUUACAGAACUGCAAAGUAAGAAAGCAGAUUUGACCGGGUUGAGAUCAAAAGAUUUUUCUUACUUGCUGUGGGCCUUGGCAGUGUUCGACUACAAACCUGACAUCGGUACGUUAGGUUACUUGGCGGACUGGUUGAGGACUCUGCAGCAACGCGGCGACUUUGACACGUAUCCCGAGUCUUUAGUAAAUGGGGUUAUGGCACUGGUGCUGAUGGACUACUUCCCGGAGGAUCUGAUUAGUACAACGUUAGAAUCCAAGCUGCUGAACAGAAUUAGAGUUCUACGCCACAUGGACAAGUAUUACCACCUUUUGAUCAUAGAUGCCUCCACAUCCAUCCAAUGCCCAGACUACAAGGGAUUCCAGCUGCCAAAGGGUUUCAUCAACAACUUGCCAAACUCGGUCCUCGGCAAGAUCAACACGGAGUUGGAGGGAAGAGCUGGUCUCCAUGCCGUUUUUUCUGCCAUACGUGACAUAUUCAUUGAGGAAGACCUCGUCCAGUGUCACUUUAUACUGCCACAUUUUCAUACUGCUAGUAUAGAAAUUCACCUAGAUGCAGAAAACCGUCCAAUGAAACUACCUUUCCAGGACGUUCAAAGAGACUUUGCCACUAUUUACGAAGGUCUUUUCCGGAGCAAAAACGGUCACCAACGGCAUUCUAAAGGAGUGGCAGUGACGAGUCAACUCCUUCAAGGAUUAUGUGGACAAAAUGGUGGCGAGGACCAAAAAAUUGCUGUCGCUAAACCAGCAAGAAGAAUCGCCAUAGAAAUCCUCGGUUGGAACCAAGUGUGCUACAAUAAGCAAGAACGCCAACUCAUCACAAGUGAAAUCAAACAGAGGCAUUUGAGGAAACUUGGUUUCGAAGUCAUUCUGAUCCAUCCAGGCGAGGCUCACUCGAUGCAGGACUACAGCCUCCAACACCUCCACCAGUAUGCUGAGGACAAGAUCAUGAGACCACUGAAUAUUCAAUUAUAAUUAUGAUUACCAUGGUUGAGAAUCUGUUAUACAAUGAAGCUGAUAUUGCUCAACUACAUGUAUUGGACUAUUCUGUAGAUCAGUGGCGGAGUGGUUUAACAAAGUGAUGCUAAACUGGAGGACUUCACUACGAUGGAGGUUGAUUCUUCACAACGUACUCCUGACACUGUGUGACCCAAAGGUGUAGAAGGUUAAUGGUUGGGCAACUGUUCUAUUCAAGAAAAUCAUGUGUCCUACCACUUGAAUUUUUUCGCAGUUUUGCACAUUUAUUACAUUUAUUACAAAUUUAUA